Messenger RNA from Cinclus cinclus, 2131 nucleotides. RefSeq names its product TBC1 domain family member 23 (gene TBC1D23). The transcript is spliced from 19 exons. The coding region runs from base 16 to 2103 and encodes 695 amino acids. The record is from RefSeq and is a predicted model, not a curated record. Gene Ontology annotation, biological process: retrograde transport, endosome to Golgi; embryonic brain development. Gene Ontology annotation, cellular component: trans-Golgi network. NCBI's taxonomy places the organism in Eukaryota, Metazoa, Chordata, Aves, Passeriformes, Cinclidae.
GGCACGUCAACAGCUAUGGCGGAAGGGGAAGAGGCGCUGCCGCCGCCGGGCAGCUGGAUAAAAGAUCUUGCAGACGCUCUAGAAGAAGGAGGUUGUGAUCUUGAAACUGUGAGAAACAUCAUUCAAGGAAGGCAAUUACCUGCUGAUCUAAGGGCUAAAGUCUGGAUGAUUGCACUUAAUGUUGUAGGAAAGGGGGACAGCCUAGCAUCCUGGGAUGGUUCCUUAGACUUACCUGAGCAGAGUAUAAUUCACAAGGAUUGCCAAGAGCUAAUUGACCAGUUGUCAGUGCCAGAAGAAGAGAAGUCAGUAUUAAUUUUGGAUAUUGAGUCUGUAAUUACUUUUUAUUGUAAAUCACGCAAUGUUAAAUACAAUUCUUGCCUUGGCUGGAUACAUCUCCUCAAACCUCUGGUGCACCUUCAUUUGCCUCGCAGUGAUUUGUACAACUGCUUCUAUGCUAUCAUGAAUAAAUUCAUUCCAAGGGAUUGUUUUAUGAAGGGAAGGCCCUUUCAUCUAUUUAGACUGUUGCUUCAGUACCAUGAACCUGAACUCUGCUCCUUUCUUGAUACCAAGAAGAUGACUCCAGAUUCAUAUGCACUCAACUGGCUUGGAAGCCUCUUCUCCUACUACUGUUCAGCUGAAGUCACUCAGGCAAUAUGGGAUGGAUAUCUACAACAAGCAGAUCCAUUCUUUAUUUAUUUCCUAAUGUUGAUCAUCCUUGUCAAUGCAAAAGACGUUAUCUUAGCACAAGAAUCAGAUAAAGAAGAAAUGAUAAAAUUCUUAGAAACAUCACCAGCCAAUCUCGAUUUAGAGGAUAUAGAAGAUCUUUUCUCUUUGGCACAGUAUUACUGUAGCAAAACUCCAGCUUCUUUCAGGAAGGACAACCACAGUCUUUUUGGCAGCAGCUUGAUGGGCCUCAAAGAUGAUGACACAGACUUGAGCCAGGCUCUCUGUCUAGCAGUUUCUGUGUCCGAGAUUCUGCAAGCAAAUCAGCAACAAGGAGAAGGAGUGAGAUUCUUUGUAGUGGAUUGUCGUCCUGCAGAGCAAUACAAUGCUGGGCAUUUAUCAACAGCAUUUCACUUAGACUCAGAUUUGAUGCUUCAAAACCCAUCAGAAUUUGCACAGUCUGUAAAAUCUCUGUUAGAAGCACAAAAACAAUCUAUUGAGUCUGGCUCCAUAGCUGGUGGGGAACAUCUCUGCUUCAUGGGAAGUGGCAGGGAAGAAGAAGAUAUGUAUAUGAACAUGGUGUUAGCACAUUUCUUACAGAAAAAUAAGGAGUAUGUGAGCAUUGCCAAAGGAGGCUUUAUGGCCCUCCAACAGCACUUAGCAGAUAUCAAUGUAGAAGGACCAGAAAAUGGAUAUGGCCACUGGAUUGCAAGUACCUCAGGCUUAAGAAAUAGCAUAAACUCUGUUGAUGGUGAUUCUCCUAACGGUUCAGGUGAUGGAAAAGGCAUGAAGUCCCUAGUGAAUAAAAUGACGGUUGCUUUGAAGACUAAAUCUGUCAAUGUGAAAGAGAAAGUUAUCAGUUUUAUUGAAAAUACUUCUACUCCAGUGGACAGAAUACCUUUCAAUAUUUCCUGGCCAGACAGACCAAGCCUGGAGCGACAUGUCAGCAGCAGUGACAGAGUAGGAAAACCCUACCGUGGUGUGAAGCCAGUAUUCAGCAUUGGAGAUGAAGAAGAAUAUGAUACUGAUGAAAUUGAUAGUUCCUCAAUGUCAGACGAUGAUCGAAAAGAGGUCGUCAACAUCCAAACAUGGAUUAAUAAACCUGAUGUGAAGUAUAACUUCCCAUGUAAUGAAGUAAAAGAAAAUGGACAUAUGUUUCCCAGUCAUCUCCUAGUAACAGCAACUCAUAUGUACUGUUUGAGAGAGAUUCCAUCACGAAAGGGACUGGCUUACAUACAGUCUCGACAGGCACUCAACUCCGUAGUCAAAAUCACAUCCAAGAAGAAACACCCAGAACUGAUCACCUUUAAGUAUGGAAAUAGCAAUACUUCAGGCAUAGAAAUUCUGGCAGUUGAAAGGUAUUUGAUUCCAAAUGCAGGUGAUGCUACCAAAGCCAUAAAACAACAGAUCAUGAAAGUAUUGGAUGCCUUGGAGAGUUAAUAGCUAAAGACUUUGUAGAGACCAAUUU